Cercopithifilaria johnstoni is the source of this 906-nucleotide messenger RNA. The record is from the annotation of a GenBank genome assembly. NCBI's taxonomy places the organism in Eukaryota, Metazoa, Nematoda, Chromadorea, Rhabditida, Onchocercidae.
AUGAAAUUGGAAUGGUCGAAUUCAUUGCUAAAAAUUCAAGUUAUGGCCCUUAUUCCUCUAUGUAUUGGCAUCUUUUUAUUAUUUAUUGCUUUAUUAACUCCCGCAUGGCAGGUAGCAGAAGAUACAGAUGCUCAUCGAUAUAUGCAAAGUGGUUUAUGGAUGUAUUGUCCCGGUGGUGUACCAUGUUGGUAUAUUUUUAGUGAUAAUCUCAUUAAUUACUACGAAAAAGUUGAUGUUUGCCGAUUUCUUUUAAUCGGUGAUUGCCGUAAAAAGCUCAUCAAAACUCCAUAUUUCUUUGGAUGGCAUUAUGCUGUUCUCACUCUACUUUUGCUUGCUUUCGCAUUUGGCCUUAUUGCCAUCGGAUUACUAACGUUUAGUAUAUUUCGAGUGAACAGAAUUCGAUUACUUACAAUUAUUUUCAUUCUUUUCAGCUUCUUAUCCUUCCUAUUUUUAUCAGUGGGAUUGGCUGUUUUCAUGAUUAAUGCCGAAAUGUUGGAAUCACGUUUUCUGAUUGGCAUCAAAAAUACAUUCAAAAAGGAAUACGGUUAUUCGUUCUACCUUGCCGGAUUAGCAUGCAUGUUUCUGAUGUUUAGCUUAUUGGCUGGCGUUAUGAUAACAAGUUAUAUAUUUUUCACAAAAAGCGGGCGCAAUUAUGUAGAAGAAGCAAAAGAAGAAGCAAAACUUAAAAAUUCUAGUCCAUCAUCGUGGCGAUCCUUCGUAGGCAUGAAGAAACCAGAGGACACAGGAAAACGUUCCAGCAGUCAAACAAGUUCAUACCCGACGAUUCCAGUUUUCCAAAAUGUCUUCGAACAACCACCGCGACCAGGUAGCAAUACAAUAUCACAGUCGGUAACACCGUUGCCGCCGGAAUAUAUGUCAACAACCAGAACAUUCCUCAGUUAUUAA